AUAUGGCGGCCACUGGAGUGAGAUAUGAUGAAGGGGCAUCUACUUUUACUUCCAAUUGUUUCCCUGUGCGGAGUUUUUACCGGCAGAACCUAGAUGGUGAUGGAGCCUGGCUGACAGCUUAUCAAGCCGAGCAACGAAAACGUUUCAAAGCAAUUCUGUGCAGUCGUCCCAAAACAUACUCGCAAAUUAGAGAGGAACGUAAAAGGUGCGAACGAGAGGGAACCAAGCUGACAGCUGACAAAUUCAAACAAGAUGAAGAAGAUGAUAUCCCCACUCUGGAUGGAUUCUUUUUGAUGAAACACUGCUGCGUAGAGGAUCCGUCCGAUCUGUGCUCUGUUAACAUCGCUGGCAAAGAAAUAUCAGAGGUCAAGGAAGAGGACUUUGCUCUCUUUGACAAUGUGGCUUACGUCAAUGCAGGGGAAAAUUACCUUCCCUUUGAGGCUUUCCGAGGAUUCCAGACUCUUCGAGAAUUGGAAAUGCCGCUGAAUGGUUUGAGAUGCUUGAAGAUUGAUCUGACAGACUUCCCUCAUCUUGAACUGUUAGACUUGUCCUACAACAAUCUGUCUCACGAAGAUGUGUUGCUGCUUGGGUUGCUUCAGAAUCUCAAAGUUCUGCAUCUGAGUGGCAACAAUUUCACCUCUCUACCAGCGGACAUGGCGUUACCGUAUAUAUCUCAAGAUAGAAAAUAUCGCCAGGCCAGAUAUCCUAAGCUUGAAAUAUUAAUGAUUGAUGACAAUAGGUUAUCGGACGUAACAGUAUUUGCAGCACUGGCUGGCUUACAGAGAUUGAAACAUCUGAACAUGGAGAAGAAUCUGGUGUAUUACGUCCCUCAGCUGAAAUCUGUAGAAGGGAAGGUCGUCACACAAGAAAGUAUACCACCAAAGAAGUUUUCAAAAUCCGCACGAAAGAGUGGCAGGUCAAGCCAGAGGUCAAGGUCGGCUGCUCACAAGGAUUCUGGGAAAAAGGCCACACCCACAAAUGCAGACGAAGGGAAGGUUUCAGAAGACACUAAAGAGGCAGAAAGUGAUAAAGCGCCAGUUGCAGUAACGGUCAUCAAAGAAGAUGUCACAGAUUCAGAACCACCACAACCGGUUAGUGAGGAAAACACUGGUGAUGAUCUUCUGAAUGCCGACCUCAGUUUAAAUCUGGGCAACAUCACGGAACGCAUGAACGCACUGCAAGGUAACAGCAGUGGCGACGUAUCGUAUCACGGUGGAGGAAUGGAGGAACUGCCUGCUAUGUCACUGUGUGCCUUUCCCGAACUCCGCUACAUCAGUCUGGCUUUCAACAAGAUUGAGGAUGAGGAGGGAUUACUGGCCGUGGCAGCGUGGCCAAUGUUGAUGGAGCUGGUGAUCCACGACAACCCUCUGACCACCGACAACUCAGGAGACCCGCCAUUACUGAAGAGAUUCCUUCAGGACAGACUGGGCAUCCAGAUUGUUAGGAAACUGAAAAAACCGAUACAGAAACCAGUCAUAGAUGUACCAGUGAAAAAACACAGAAAGGUGAGGGAUCAUGUCCCAAAGGUGCCACGCCCACCCCUCGAGGAACGUCUGAUGCUAAUGGGCCCUGAGCCACACCCACCAGCGAAGGUUGAAACGAAGGAGAGAAGUGACGUUUCAUCAGCAAACAUCCAAACCAGCAAACCCCUGCCUCCCAUCGGCACAAAACUGACGAAACCCGAAGACAAAGAGUCUGAACGUCCGACCGAAACAGCCUGGACGGAUGAGCAGACACAGGCCGUCAACGAACAGACACAGCCAUCCACCGAAGAUGCCUUUUUUAUGACCCAGGUAAAUGAACAAGAGGAGGAGACAACAGAACAAAAACAAGAGACCUCACAAGACAAGGGAGAGAAGCCAUCUAUGACUGUCGAUCGCUAUGAGGGCUACGAGGAAUUGCUCACCAUGGAUGACGUCGAGGUUGAAGAUGUCUGUCCUGCCAAAGAUAUUCAAGGCAAUCUUCGAGCUUUAAAACUUGCCCUGAACUAUCCGCUGGUGUACAGAGACCCUUCUGCAAGAUUAGACACAGUGCCGCGGCAAGUGAAGGAGUAUCGAAGGGUGCCAAUGCCUCCGCCACGUGCGAAAACGAAAGCCCAGAGGGUGAACGAAGUCCUUCACGAGUUGAAGACGCGCUCCACCGUGGACGAGGCGCCACUGUCUGAGGUGAUGUCUGGGGGAGACCCCGACAUGAGGAAACAAUUCCCUGAGGCAGAGAACCUUCUGGCCGAGAUACAAAGCUGCUACAAUACGGUGAGAGUGGAUUCCAUGAAGCACGCUCGACACACCCGUAAAGUGGUGGGCCAUGUUCUCGAGUCGGUGAAGAGCAGUGGAGUUAAACUGGCCAAGCUGGCCAACGAGCAAGUAACGUCGUGAUACGUUGGCGAAACACGAAAUCAUCACCUGUUAUAUUUGUGAACUGUAGAUUCAUACAGCUGUGCUUUCUCCCCAGCAUUUUGGCAUAAAAGCAGGACCUAAAAAUUGUAAUUCUGGUGUGACUGAAAUUCUUAUUGUGUAAACAUUUCAUUAUUUUGAUUACAAUUUCUACCCGUUUUUGACAGCAUCGAACUGCCUACAUUCAGGUAAUAUAAUUCUUGUAACAGUUUACGUAAUGUCCAGCUUUUUUCAAAUAGUAUCUUAUUGCGUAUGGUUUUUUACCCAAGUAAUCAAUUUUUUAAUAACAUGAAUUGCAUUAGGGGCCUACCCCUGGUACGAAUCUGGUUCGAAUGUCCCAACAGCCAGUGAAAUGACAAGAAUCUUCCAUUGUCAAAAAAAUUAAAAAUAAAAUAAAAUAAAUAAAUACAUUUUUCCUUUUCUCCACUCGAUUUCCAGUUCUGUUUUAUUCUUUUAUUAAAUUGGAUCUAACUAGUUAUGUUAACUAGUAUGUUUUUACAGUAGUCAUGAUACAAUGUUUUGGAUUUAGAUGUCUUUGUAAAUAUUACUUCGACUCAAGCAUUUCAUUCAAGCUCCUAAAAAUUAUCUUUCGACUAAUCUAAUUUUUUAAAACAAAUAUUACAUCCUCUAUUCCCCUUCCUGUUUCCUGUGUUCACCCCUAAACACCCCCCCUACCCACCUAUAAGUUGUUAUACAUUGGGUUAAGUAAAAUUAAAUUAACUGUCAUCUACUAAAAAACCCAGCUUUAACAUACGCAACUUCUGUCACCAUUCCCAUGCAAAAUCCACAGAAAUAAAAAAUUUAAAAUCAUUUCUCAAAUUAUUUAUAAUUCAGUACUGUAUAUGAGAUGCUGUGGUUUGAUUUAAAUACUAUUAUGCCAAAAACAAUCAUCUUUUAAACUGUGUUCCAUAGUAUGGUCCAUAAUCCAUAUGUAAGAUAUAAAAUUAUUUUAUAAUAUAUUUUUACUUAAUGUAAGUCAUGAGUUGAAAAUGGCAAUUGAAAAGUGCAAAAAAUUAAUAUAUCCAAGACCAUAAAAAAAUUUCGUCUACAAAAUACAUGUAUAUUUACAACAUACAUUCAAAAUUUGAAUGAAAUUGUAACCUUUUGUUUCAACUUUAGUUUUUCCUACAAUUUAAUUUUAUUCUGUUACAUAUUGGCUACAGUUCCAUUUUUUAAAAAUUAUACAUUAUAAUGAUGUAACUAUAUGUAUUGUUGUUUUGCAAUGUGUUGUGAUGAUUGAUUAUAAUCAGAUAUUUAUUUGUUGAACUUUGGUUUGAAAGUUUAUAAUUAAUUGUCAGUACAGUAUGUAACUUUAAUGCUGUACUGAAUUUUGUUAUAGGCCAUGAAUCAGCAUUUUUUAAAAACUGUUAUUGUAUAUGUGUCUUGUGUUUCAUGUUCUACAUAAUGUUCAUAUUACAGGUGUAAGUGGAAGUGAACAGAUUGUCAUAAACUGGUAAAA
This is a messenger RNA of Gigantopelta aegis, 3852 nucleotides long. Its product is annotated as X-ray radiation resistance-associated protein 1-like. Gene Ontology annotation, molecular function: protein binding. Gene Ontology annotation, cellular component: nucleus. The coding region runs from base 3 to 2375 and encodes 790 amino acids. The record is from RefSeq and is a predicted model, not a curated record. The transcript has 15 exons. NCBI's taxonomy places the organism in Eukaryota, Metazoa, Mollusca, Gastropoda, Neomphalida, Peltospiridae.